AUGAGACUCACUCGCCGCGUCGUCAGACUUCUACAAUUUGGGUUUCGCAGCUCGUCUCAUUUACCUUGCCAGCUCCGUUGGACGGGUCGGGAACUUAAAGCGCGAAGCGCUUUCACCCAUCUAGUUUAUCACAUAUCACUAUGUAUACUACAUCAACACAUAGCUCAAUGAUAUUGACAGCGUACUUGAAUCAUUG
Messenger RNA from Laccaria bicolor S238N-H82, 196 nucleotides. RefSeq lists its product as uncharacterized. Lineage: Eukaryota; Fungi; Basidiomycota; Agaricomycetes; Agaricales; Hydnangiaceae. The transcript has a single exon. The coding region runs from base 1 to 171 and encodes 56 amino acids. The record is from RefSeq and is a predicted model, not a curated record.